AUUUUAAUUUACUCUUCCUCCACAGUCGUCCUCUCUCCCCCUCGCCUACUAUCGGAGAAAGAUCCCAAAACCUAAUCCCUCCAUGGAAGACGGCGACGGCGGCCUGAGCUUCGACUUCGAGGGCGGCCUCGACUCCGCCCCGGCGGUCGGGGGCCCCGUGCCGUCCUCCGCGGACCCUGGCGUGGGCGGCGGCGGAGGCGGCGAUGGUCCGGGCAUGCACGGCCGCGGCCGCGGCCGCGGGAGCUACCGCCAGACGGUGUGCCGGCACUGGCUGCGCGGGCUCUGCAUGAAGGGCGACGCGUGCGGGUUCCUGCACCAGUUCGACAAGGCCCGCAUGCCCGUCUGCCGCUUCUUCCGGGACUUCGGCGAGUGCCGCGAGCCCGACUGCGCCUAUAAGCACUCUUACGACGACGUCAAGGAGUGCAACAUGUACAAGAUGGGGUUUUGUCCCAAUGGCCCUAAUUGCCGGUACAAACAUGUCAAGCUACCUGGGCCACCGCCUCCUGUUGAGGAAGUUCUACAGAAGAUUUUGCAGAUGCGCUCUUUCAACAGAUACGGUCCGAAUAGAAACAAUAACUAUAAUCAGCAGGGUGAGAGACCUCAACAUCCACAGGGUUCUGGGUUGCCUAACCAAAAUGCGGCAGAAAAUGCUACUGCUACGGCUCCACCAACUGGUGGACAACAAGCACCAAUGGCGAAUCAACAGCCUCCACAGCAGCAGCACAAGCCGAAUACAAAUGACCAGGUCCAAGGUGCUUCAAAUGGCAAUCAAACUACUAGAAUCGCAACACCGCUUCCACAAGGGCCAUCUAGGUACUUCAUUGUUAAAAGUUGCAAUCGAGAGAAUCUGGAAAUAUCAGUUCAGCAGGGAAUUUGGGCCACUCAGAGGAGUAAUGAAGCUAAACUUAAUGAAGCGUUUGAAUCCACUGAGAAUGUUAUUUUAAUAUUCUCAAUCAAUAGAACUCGCCAUUUCCAGGGGUGUGCAAAGAUGACUUCUAGAAUUGGUGGCUACAUUGGUGGCGGAAAUUGGAAAUCUGCUCAUGGAACAGCACAUUAUGGUCGGAACUUCUCUAUGCAGUGGCUUAAGCUCUGUGAACUAUCAUUUCAGAAAACUCAUCAUCUCCGCAAUCCAUACAAUGAUAAUCUCCCAGUUAAGAUCAGCAGAGAUUGCCAGGAACUAGAACCUUUCAUUGGUGAGCAGUUGGCUUCCCUGCUUUAUCUAGAACCAGACAGUGAACUUACGGCUAUGCUAAUUGCAGCAGAGGCUAAGAGAGAAGAGGAAAAGGCAAAGGGAGUCAGUGCUGACGAGGCAGCUGAUAAUCAAGAUAUCGUGCUGUUUGAUGACAAUGAAGAAGAGGAGGAAGAGGAAAGUGAGGAGGAGGAAGAAGGCAAUGGCCAAGAGUCUCAAGGGAGGGGAAGAGGAAGAGGGAUGAUGUGGCCACCUCAAAUGCCAAUGAUGCGUGGGCCAAUGAUGGGAGGGCGUUUUCCUCCCAACAUGAUUGGCGACGGCUUUGGUUUUGGUGGCGGCUUUGGCAUGCCCGAUCCUUUCGGCAUGCCGCGUGGUUUCCCGCCCUUUGGCGGCCCAAGGUUCCCUGUUGACUUUGCUAGAGGCCCUAUGCCUGGUAUGGCCUUCCCGGGCAGGCCUCCGCAGCCUUUCCCCCUAGGCCUUGACAUGAUGAUGGGCCCCGGCCGUGGCCCGAUGAUGGGAGGCAUGGGAAUGGGCGGGCCUGGACGGCCUAACCGCCCCAUGGGUAUGGCGCCUUUCAUGCCCCCUCCACCUCCGAACAACCGCCUCAGCAAGCGGGAGCAGAGAAGGCCGGGUGGCGACCGUGGUGAUAGGUUCGAGACGGCAUCAGAUCAGGGGAGCAGAGGCCACGAGAACACUGGGAACUCCGGAGCUGAGGCAGCCAGAUCGCAGUCCGGUGACAGGUACGGCAGAAACACCCUCCGGGACGAUGACAGUGAGAGCGAAGAGGAAGCAGCCCCAAGGCGGUCAAGGAAACGGUAGAGCUAUGCGGAGGAGCUGAACUCCAUGCUGUUACCUGAUAGAAGAGCGCUACCUGUGAAACACAGCCGAUGAAGUCUAAAAUAGAUUAUCUUUAGUAUCUUAUAAGGAUUAUAUUAGAACCGAAGUAGUGAAAGAUGUGGAUUGUGUGCAACUGCAUGCUGUGAUGUAUUUUUGCUCAGGCGGCAAAGACGGAAGCCUAUAUUUUGGCAGGCUGAGAUAAUUCCUGUGGUGUAUCACAGUAUCAGUCAGAAAUUUGUACAAUAACAAUGUCAUAGAUCAUCUCACUUGUUUUUUUAAUGAAUCUGUGCCUAUCAUAAUAAUGUACCCA
Molecule: messenger RNA, 2336 nt
Organism: Panicum virgatum (switchgrass)
Lineage: Eukaryota; Viridiplantae; Streptophyta; Magnoliopsida; Poales; Poaceae
Product: zinc finger CCCH domain-containing protein 45
Exons: 7
Coding region: 83-2008 (641 amino acids)
Biological process (GO): mRNA splicing, via spliceosome; regulation of mRNA splicing, via spliceosome
Cellular component (GO): nucleoplasm
Molecular function (GO): metal ion binding; N6-methyladenosine-containing RNA reader activity; mRNA binding
Source: RefSeq, a predicted model, not a curated record